Molecule: messenger RNA, 2926 nt
Organism: Astyanax mexicanus (Mexican tetra)
Lineage: Eukaryota; Metazoa; Chordata; Actinopteri; Characiformes; Acestrorhamphidae
Gene: paqr4b
Product: progestin and adipoQ receptor family member IVb
Exons: 3
Coding region: 254-1072 (272 amino acids)
Cellular component (GO): membrane
Molecular function (GO): signaling receptor activity
Source: RefSeq, a predicted model, not a curated record
GGAACUCCUGUUUUAGUCAAUGGUUGUGCACAGUAACAGUGGGCAGGGCCAGGUUUUCACACCACAGAGGGGGAGGAGCUUCUAGUUGCACACAAGGUGCAACAGGUGGACUGCUGCAGAAUGCACAGCACUGUAAGUACAGCUUCACAGAGCCUUCAGGACAAAAAUGGUCCAGCCACGUCCUGCAACACUGGACAGUUCAUCCUGCACGUCGUAGGGGCUUGAGUAGAUGUUCUAGGUAGACAGAUCUACAAUGGCACCUUAUAAAGAGUCAAAACUUAUAGAUUUCCACAGUUCCCCACCUCAUCUGCAGUUCAACAAGUACGUCUUGAGGGGCUACCGUCCUGUGUCCACCUCCAGAGGAUGCCUUCAGAGCCUCUUCUACCUGCACAAUGAAUCUGGGAAUAUCUACACACAUGGUAUCCCGUUUGUGGGCUUUCUGCUGCUCCUGCCGCUCAGCAUCCCCUGGUCGGAGGUGGAGUGGUGGAUCUGUGUGGUUCACUACCUGGCCUGCCUCUCACCUACAGUUGGAUCUGUGUUAUACCAUAUCUUCAUGAACCAUGAAGGAGGCGUCCACAUCUACGACACCCUGCUAUCCUUUGACAUGUUUGGUGUCUGCCUUGUCAACACACUGGGUGCUCUGCCAAUAGUUCACAUUACGCUACUCUGCUACCCAUCUUCAAGGAGGGCGGCCAUGUUGGCUUACCUCACGCUGUCCUGCCACGGUAUUCACUGCGCGGUCACGGCCAAGAGCAACGUCCGGCGCCUGCGCUCCUUCGCCUGGCAGGCCCUGUUCCGCCUCUUCCUCUUCAUCCUGCGCUGGACCGGUCGAGGGACAGGAAGCCCCAGUUCGCUGCACCUCUACCUGAUCAUGGACUUGUUAGCACUGCUGGGGGGUCUUGUGAACAUCUCCCGUGUGCCGGAGCGCUUUAGCCCGGGACGCUUCGACUAUUGGCUCAACAGCCAUCAGAUAAUGCACGUUAUGGUGGUCCUGUCCAUCAUGUAUCUGCACUGGGGGAUGCUGGAGGACUUGGCUUGGUUAAGGCAGUACCAGUGUCCUGUAGAUAUGUAAUUUAAAAUGUGGGAUAACACUCGCCAAGACCUGUAUCUCAACGCACAGUGAUGCAAACAAAUAUUGAAAUGCUCAAACAGUGAAGCUAACAACAUAACUUACAGUAUGACUGACAUACACUAUACAUACACUAUAUGCACAAAUAUCUUUGGACAGCCCUUCUAAUGAAUGCAUUCAGCAACUUUAGGUUGCACCCACUGCUGACGCCAAAUGCCAGAUGUACGGUAGAGGAAAAUCACAGCUGAAAACACAAUACCAGAAGCGACAAUAUUAGAAUCUUUAUAAAUGUUAAAUUACAGUUUUUCUAAGACCAUGCAAAAACCUUGACUGCUUGAACGUUCCAAGAACGUAAACUGUAACAUGCAGAAAAUGCUACAUCCUCACUAACUGAUCUCAAAGAAAUUCCUGUUGUGGAUGCAAUCAAAUCCUUACAGCAAUACUAAAAAAAAGUAUUGGACAGUAGAGACAGUUACUCCAACAUAAGCAGGAUAAACUUAGUUUAAUACAAUUAAUUUAGGAAGAAACAAUGAAUAAGCAAGUGUCCCAAUAAUUUGUCCAUAUAGUAUAUGUCAGCAUUAUGAAAGUAACAACCACUUAAUCAGCAUUAAGAUAUUUGUUUUUUCAAAAACGAACAUUUUCCAAUGUACCUUCAGAAAUGGAAACAUUAAUACAUGAUGUUUCAGAUUGGGACAGUCUGAAAUAAUGACCAAUGAGAGUAAAUUUGAGAAUUAAGAAAUGUACCACUACAGAUUUUGCUAUUUAGGAUUAACUCAAUUUUAUAUUGUGGAAUAAUAAUGUAGCCUCAAGAGAGACUGAACUGACAGAAUGCACUGAAAAAAAAUCCUGACAACACUUGAAAAUCUAUUUUAUUUAGAUUAUUUAGAUUAAUUAUUUAGUUUAAUGUAACUUGUAGGGUUGAUCUGAUCCAUUGUAGUCAGGAUCAGCUGAUUCAGGCUAUUUUGACCCCAAACCAUUUCUUUGUUUGUAAAUCAGAACUGAACACUGCUUUUAAAACCAAAUGAGUAAUCGUCUUAUCUAAAGUGUGCGGCUAAUUUUUUUAUACACACACAAAUAUUGGAUCAGUAUCAUUUAAUAUUCUGUUGUGAGACUUGGAUUGGAUUGAGGAAUAAAAUUACCAGGGCAUGCCUAAUAAUGUAGUUUAUUAUUUAAAAAAACUACACGAAACAAACAUAGUGUUUUUAUCUCUAUUACGCAGACUGAGCUGCUCAUAGAAAAAGUAUUUGCUUUAUCAAUGGUUUCUGUUUCUCAGGCCUACAGAAGAUGACAUUCCUCUUUGUGGGUAAAAUAGGGCUUUUUUUGCCAUUGGGUAAAAACACUGCAGAAUAUAGACUUAAGAGGUUUGAAGGGCCCCUAUUAUGCAUAACUAAUGUAGAAUGCAAACAAUAUUACAAUCUCAAAACUUACUGUUUACUUUCCAGUCAAAAAAAGUUUAAAACACAUAGUGAACCUUAAAAUGCACGAUAUGGGCCCUUAUGUAGCUGAUGAUCUUAGUAAUAGCAGGGUCUAGUUGGGAUUUGCACAGGCCAGUGUCAGACAAGCUAAAGCUGUAUAGUGAAAUCAUCAUAGAAGUGGUUUUCACACUUGCCUUUUUUAUUAGCAUAUGAGAAGCAGACUAUUGCUCUAUGCACUUUUCCAUCAGUAUGAGCACUAAACAAACUACCACCCUGGUUAUACUGACAGACCCGUUAAACCAUUUAACUCAAAUAUUCUAUCAGCAUGUUUACCAGUAUAGGGUAUGUUUUCAGCCACUUUGACUAUGAUGGACCUGCUUAAAUAAAACCAAAUAUCAGUAAAAACUGGUGUUUAUCUAGAUUUUCUAGCAGAAAAGUAAUA